This is a messenger RNA of Racocetra persica, 296 nucleotides long. The record is from the annotation of a GenBank genome assembly. Lineage: Eukaryota; Fungi; Glomeromycota; Glomeromycetes; Diversisporales; Gigasporaceae.
AUGAUACCUGAUGGGUUUGUGGCAAAUUUAACAUUUGUGAAUGAUUCUACCAUACUCGACGAUAGAUGUGGUGCUAUUCUCACUAUUCCAAUUAACGAAUCAGCACCAAUGAUUAAAUCUUAUUUUGGUUCUCCUGCAAUAUUUAUAUCGUAUACUUGGACAUUUGAUGACAAAGUCACACCACUACUUAAUCCAAAUAUGUUUGCUACCACUUCAGAAAACGGAAUUACAAAUUGUUCAUCUCUUCCAUGUGAAACUGUGACACAGUUUGGGGCUUACAAUGUUGUGUUUUUGCG